UGCUCCUUUUUCUGCAUAGUAACCAUAAACAAGAUUAGGAACAACCAAACAAGACUGUCACUGUCGGUUUAGCAAAUAUCAUUGCAGGUGCGGUUGGGUCUAUUAUAUAAAUGCUACGAUGGCUUCUGCUUCUAGGGCAUUCCAUAUUCCACUCCCUCACUCUCUCUGUCUGCCAAAUAUUACUACAUUUGUUGGAUAUGGCGGAGGCUUCUGCAGCAGCUGUUGCUCCCAGCGCUGAGUUGUUGGAAUGGCCUAAGAAGGAUAAGCGCCGAAUGCUUCAUGUUGUUUAUCGUGUGGGUGAUCUUGAGCGCACCAUCAAGUUUUACACUGAUGUUUUUGGAAUGAAACUGUUGAGGCAAAGAGAUAUUCCAGAGGAGAAAUACUCGAAUGCCUUUCUCGGCUUUGGCCCGGAAGAAUCUAACUUUGUUGUGGAAUUAACUUACAAUUAUGGGGUGUCUUCAUAUGAUAUUGGAACUGGAUUUGGACAUUUUGCUAUAGCAACUCCAGAUGUUUACAAACUGGCUGAACAUGUUAAGGCGAAGGGUGGCAUUGUCACCAGGGAGCCAGGCCCUGUUAAAGGUGGAAAGUCUGUCAUUGCAUUUGUGAAGGAUCCUGAUGGUUAUAUUUUUGAGCUUAUUCAACGGGAGUCAACUCCUGAGCCAUUUUGUCAAGUUAUGCUUCGUGUUGGGGACUUGGAGCGUGCUGUCAAGUUUUAUGAAAAGGCUUUGGGUAUGCGUGUUGUAAAGAGGGUUGAUAGGCCCGAGUACAAGUACUCCAUUGCCAUGAUGGGGUAUGCAGAAGAGGAGAAGACAACUGUUCUGGAGUUGACUUAUAAUUACGGUGUCACUGAAUACACCAAGGGAAAUGCAUAUGCACAGAUUGCUAUUGGUACAGACGAUGUAUACAAGAGUGCUGAGGUUGUGAACUCGGUUAUACAAGAGCUCGGAGGGAAGAUUACUCGACAACCAGGACCAAUUCCUGGGCUUAACACCAAGAUUACCUCUUUUCUGGACCCAGAUGGCUGGAAGACUGUUUUGGUCGACAAUGUAGAUUUUCUCAAGGAACUCAAUGCGUAGCUGCUUCGCUCGGUUGAAUGAGACAUCUUCACCUUUGAAUAAGCGAGUGCAUGAGGGAAAGCAACCAGUGACGACUGUUUAAUAGGUUGCCUCUAUGUUACUCUGUCUCAUUUCAGGAUGUGUAUCAACUAAAAUGUCAUGGUUCGAAUGUAAGGAUUUGAUGUUUGAGUGUAAUUCAUGUAGUUGCGUUGCCUA
Humulus lupulus (European hop) is the source of this 1271-nucleotide messenger RNA. Its product is annotated as lactoylglutathione lyase GLX1. The transcript has 9 exons. Gene Ontology annotation, molecular function: lactoylglutathione lyase activity; metal ion binding. The record is from RefSeq and is a predicted model, not a curated record. Lineage: Eukaryota; Viridiplantae; Streptophyta; Magnoliopsida; Rosales; Cannabaceae. The coding region runs from base 111 to 1076 and encodes 321 amino acids. Gene Ontology annotation, cellular component: cytoplasm.